Molecule: messenger RNA, 1572 nt
Organism: Meira miltonrushii
Lineage: Eukaryota; Fungi; Basidiomycota; Exobasidiomycetes; Exobasidiales; Brachybasidiaceae
Product: Mo25-like protein
Exons: 1
Coding region: 205-1194 (329 amino acids)
Biological process (GO): intracellular signal transduction
Molecular function (GO): protein serine/threonine kinase activator activity
Source: RefSeq, a predicted model, not a curated record
AAUCUGUCACAAAAAUAUCAAAAAACGGAACCCUAACGUAAAAGGAGAUCCGAGCGUUUACACGGGAACAAAUUUAUAACAAAGUCACACGAAUACAUAGAAGCUCCUAUCAUCUUCACAACAAACAACAACGACGAAGACAUCCUCUCUCCAGCUCUGCGUUGAGGUCAUUCACUGAGAAAAGCAACUCCAGAAGACAACAGGAUGAACUUUUUCAAAUCUAAACAAAAGACUCCACCAGAAUUGGUAAGAAAUUUACGGGAAGCAACGACCAGAUUAGACGCACCAGGAGUGAGUGCAGAAGGAAAGAGAAAAGCAGGCGAAGAAGUUUCAAAAAAUCUUUUUCAAAUCAAAUUCAUCCUUUAUGGAGAUGGAGAAAAUGAACCACAACCUGAUCAAGUUGCACAAUUAGCACAAGAAGUUUACAAUAAUGAUGUCUUGCAAUUACUCGUUCAAAAUAUUUGGAGAUUUGAAUUCGAAGCAAAAAAGGACGUUUCACAGAUAUUCAAUAACCUUUUGCGGAGGCAGAUCGGGACACGGUGGCCAACGGUUGAAUAUUUGACUACAAAGCCAGAAGUGAUCUUCACAGCAUUGAAGGGAUACGAGAAUCCUGAAGUGGCGCUUAAUACGGGAAUGAUCUUGAGGGAGAUGCUACGACAUGAAGGACUGGCAAAGAUACUUCUAUACUCGGACAAGUUCUACACAUUCCCGGAUCAUAUCGAAAAGACGACAUUUGGCAUCUCAUGUGACGCUUUCGCCAAUUUCAAAGAGUGUCUAACACGACAUAAGCCAAUGGUGGCUGAAUAUCUAGAAAAGAAUUAUGAUCGAUUCUUCACAAUGUACAAAGGUCUAUUGCACUCGCCGAACUAUGUCACCAAACGACAAUCGCUCAAGCUGCUCGGGGAAAUCUUAUUGGACAGAACGAAUUUCAACGUGAUGACCAAGUAUAUCUCCAAUGAAGAUAACCUGAAGGAUAUGAUGAAUUUGCUGAAAGAUCGAAGUAAGAAUAUUCAAUUUGAAGCUUUCCACGUUUUCAAAGUCUUUGUUGCCAAUCCAAAGAAACCUCCAGUGAUCGAGAACAUCUUGCGAAGGAAUCGUGAGAGAUUGGUGCAAUUCUUGUCGAAUUUCCACAACGAUAAAGAUGAUGAACAAUUCGUUGAUGAGAAGCAAUAUGUGCUUCAGAUUAUCGAGUGAGUAGAAGGUGAAUUUGGGGUUUUUCUCAGAUAGACCAUAUGAUUGCUGACUGUUUCUCUCUUUCUCACCUCACAGAUCUACCGGUCAACCGAGCUCGGCAGCAGCUGCGUAAGAGCGUGGCAAUCUCAUCUUAUUUCUUCGCUCUGUCUUUUCUAUUUGAUGCAUCAAUUUCCCUCGUCAAUCAUUUGUACUUGUAUCUGCACUUUUUAUAUGAUGUGCACUCAAACCGGCGCUUCAUUCUAUACUCGACCUUUGUUCCUGCAAAAGAAAAGCACAUUGGAACAUCAAUUUGAACAAUAUACAUAGCCAUCAUCUAUCCCUUCCUUUCCCUCCUUUUGCUCUACCUAUAAUUUAUUUAUCCUUUUUAUAUCAAUGAAA